UCCCGAUUUGUUUGAGACAACAAUUACAGUUUUUUCUUCUAAAAACGAACAUUUCAUCUUAAAACUUAAAAUGGCUUCUGAAGGAAAGUUCCACAGCAGGAUUUACUUCCUCUGCCCAAUCUGCAAGAAGGCUCCACGCACUCUUCCUGGCCAUCUUAGGACGAGUUGCAUGCAGGGAAUGAGUGAGGAAGAAAUCAAAGCCGUUGUAGUGCAGUCCAAAACAGAAAUGUCCGAGUUCUCCCAAAAUGGGCGCUUCUGGGAGUACAACCGUAUUCUGGAGAUUUUUGGAACUGCUAAUCCUCUUGCCAGCUUGUUAAAGGAAAUGGACAAGAAGGGCUUGGUGGUGAGGAACAUUCCUCCUAUAAUUCACGAGCCUGCUUCUUAUGGUCAGAGCUCCACGAGAGAUGCUGAGAGUGAGCAGUCAGAUGAACCAGCAGGACCGGCAGAACCGGAGAUAGCGUCUGAUAUCAGCUCUGAGGAGUGCUAUCAGAGCAUUGGCGGACCGAAGUGGACCUCUGAAGUUAGAGUGGAAAUGAACAGAAGGGGCCUCUACAGGAAGCACCCUAUUGAUCAUGUCCUUCUUCAGGGGUUCUUCCAGUUCUUGCGUGUUGACUUGAACAACAAGAGGAGCAAGCAAGAGGUUGAAAAUGUAUCAAGGUUCAUGUACUACAUGAACUCCAAAGAGCCGGAACUGCUGUUUGUUCGUGACGUGGAGAAGGUGCGGCAGUACUUUAAUGUACUCACUGAGGCCAAACUCGCCAAACAAACAGUGCUAAAUUAUUGGAAAAGUCUUAAUAGGUUCAUGAAGUACACCCUCACUUCAACAAAUCUUUUCAUCAAGGACAAAAUUCUAUAUGAUGAGUGUAAAGCGUUUAUUGAGCCUUUGAACGGCAUACGCAAUGGUAUGUCUAAGCAGAUCAAUAAAGAGUUGACACAGAAAAGGUACCAUAGUUAUGGUAAAGAGAAGGCGCCGGCAGACUGUGUGGCCAUACUUAACUUGGCUCGUGCUGAUUUCCUUGGACUUGUUUCAAAACUCUCGCGUCCAAAAUCCGCUACUCUUCACAAGGACGACCGUCUGCUGUUCCUCUAUUAUUUGGAGGCAAUCGUCAUGCUCAAGCUCCUCCAGCGCCCUGGCGUCGUAAGCAACAUGACUGUUGAGGAAUGGCAGGGAAGGAAACGCUCACAGAACGGCUGUUCUGUUGCUGUUAAGGAGCAUAAAACAGCAGCAUCACAAGUGGCAGAACUGCCUCUGACAGCUGAACAAGAACAUUGGUUUGAACUGUACUUUGAAAAAAUUCGGCCACUGAUGCUCCAAGGUCCCAGGUCAAGGGACGACACAAUGGCAGAGGAACAUUUUUUUAUUUCAAGUUCAGGAAGGCCAAUCCACAACCCCAGCAACGACCUCUGUAGACUCCAUACAAAAUACAACAUUACACCUGUUAGCAGCGGUGAUGCCAGGAUGGCAUUUGAGACGGCAGCAAAGAACAUGCCAGAGGUAGAACGAAAUGCGAUAGCUCGGCUCUUGGGACACACCCCGGAGACAGCCGAGAAGCACUACCGGAUGAGAACUCCGGCAGACGCAUUUCUGGCGCAACGUCUCUUGGAGGAAAUUGCUGGACAAACACGACCUGGAUCCAGUGCGUCCACUAGCCAAGAACAGAGCGUGGAUGUGUCUGAAAGGCCUGGAUCCAGUGCGUCCACAAGCCAGGUGAUGGAUAUGACUGAAAGGCCUGGUUCCAGUGCGUCUACAAGCCAGAUGAUGGAUGUGACUGAAACGUGUCCCCCUAAAAAGGAUCCAUAUGCAUGUUUUGUCAUGCUCCAGAGGCUUCCCUAACACUCUGGCAAUGUGAGCCUUGUGGCACCGUUCAAAUGAACUUACAUAUUCUUAGUAAAAUAAAAGCAGGCAGAGGAGCAAUGCAUAAUUUACACAGACAUAUUUUCACAACUGAGAGAGAGCAGCCAGAUGUUUAACCAGCAGAACCGGAUCCAUCAUCUGUUCAGCACUGGGGACCGAAGAAUUAAUAAUUUACACUGACAUAUAUUGACAACUGAGAGAGAACCGCCAGCAGUUUAACCAGCAGAACCGGAGCCAGACCCUGUUCAGCACUGGGGACCGAAGAAUUAAUAAUUUACACAGACAUAUAUAGACAACUGAGAGAGAACCGCCAGCAGUUUAACCAGCAGAACCGGAUCCAUCAUCUGUUCAGCACUGGGGACCGAAGAAUUAAGAAUUUACAAUGACAUAUAUUGACAAGUGAGAGAGAACCGCCAGCAGUUUAACCAGAAGAUCCGGAACCAGACCCUGUUUAGCACUGGGGACCGAAGAAUUAAUAAUUUACACAGACAUAUAUUGACAACUGAGAGAGAACCACCAGCAGUUUAACCAGCAGAACCGGAUCCAUCAUCUGUUCAGCAUUGGGGGACCAAAGUGGACCACUGAUGUUAGAGUGGAAAUGGACAGAAAGGGCCUCUACAAGAAUAUUAAGGGGUUCUUCAACUAUUUGUGCAUUGACUCAACAAAAGGAGCAAACACGAGAUACAACAUUCCACCUGUAAGCAACAGUGAUGCCAGGAUGGCAUUUGAGACGGCAGACUAAGAACCUGUUGGAGGUGGAGCGUGAUGCGGUGGCUCAGCUGUUGAGACACACUCCAGAGACAGUCGAGAAGCACUACAUCUAGUUGAGGACAUUGCUUGAAAAACAUGACCUGGAUCCAGUGCGUCCACACGAAGACAACAGAGAUAGGAUGUGUCUGGGUGGACUUCCAACCUUUCACAGGCUUUUCUGAUACUGAGGCAGGGGAAAAAUGAAGAAUUUACACUGACAUAUAUUUACAACUGAGCAAAUAAGAGACCUGGAUCCAGUGCGUCUACAAGCAGACAACAGAGGGUGCAUGUGGACUUCCAACCUUCCACAGGCUUCCCUGAUACUGAGGCAGGGGAGCAAUGAAUGACAUAUAUUGAAAACUGAGAGAGAGCCACCAGCUGUUGAACCAGCGUCUGUUCAGCACUGGCGGACCGAGGUGGACCUCUGAUGUAAGGGUGGAGAUGAAGAGAAAAGGGCAUGUCAUGGAGUUGGAGGACCAAACAUGAGCAGUUAUGCCAGGAUGGUAUUUGAGACGACAGCAAAGAACCUGCCGGAGGUGGAGCGGUAGCUCAGAUGUUGAAACACACUACAGAGACAACAUAGAAGCACUACCAUAUGAGAACUCCGGCAGACGCCUUUCUGGUGCAACAUCUCGUUGAGGAUAUUGCUGGAAAAACACGGUAAACCAUACAAACAACAAUGUGUGACAGUUGCUUAACAUGUGAACGGCCCCUACGCUAAUACGAUUUUGUUUUUCUCUCCCUGUCUCGUCCUCAAUCCCGAGGACAUUGAGACAAACAGACCCAGUUCCGGCUGCCGUGAAGGUUAACACACCACUGAUGUUCUGGCCGUCCUUCAACAUGAUGCCCAGCUGAUGCCUGACCAACGACCACCGACAGAAUCCUGCAUAAUCUCCUUACCCGUUUACAUCGCAUAGAAAUAUAUAUAUAUAUAUAUAUAUAUAUAUACAGUCAAUAUUUAUAUAUAUAUAUAUAUAUAUCCCAAGGGUUUUUUAUCCUCCUAUGAGUUUUCCUCCUGGCAAAAAAAUUCAGGAGGUUUUUCUCCUAGGGGGUUUUUUCAACCCCGGGAAGUUAGCCAACAUUGGCUUAACCUAGCACCCUCUUCUAUACAUUACAUCAUCAACACGCUCGCUUGUAAAGCUGUGUUUUCCCCUGCUUCUAUUAUUGUAAAGCUGCUUUGAUACAUUUAACUAUUGUGAAAAAUGCUAUAUUAAUAAAAUUGUAUUG
Messenger RNA from Misgurnus anguillicaudatus (oriental weatherfish), 3832 nucleotides. The record is from RefSeq and is a predicted model, not a curated record. NCBI's taxonomy places the organism in Eukaryota, Metazoa, Chordata, Actinopteri, Cypriniformes, Cobitidae.